CCAGUGUCAGUGUGUGAAUUUUUUCCCUCCCCUUCUCUUUUUUUGUAACCAAAGCUGGAUGUGUAUAACGUCACAUAUUGUUUCCCUCUUCACUCCGGUCACUUUAGCGAUAUGGGUUAUUUACUGUUAAACAGCUACAGACGCCGAACGCACAGCCGGCGCCUGGAGUGAAACAGUGUCUCAGAGAUACGGACUAUAAACUACAGAGUUUCUCUCCAGCCUUCGAUAAGUGAGGAUAUAACAACAGGUUAACGAAAGUGAGAUUUGUUUUUUAAAGGACGAUAGAAUGGCGAGUCCUCCAAAUACUGGGGGAGGACACUUGUUAUCCAACGCGAACAUUAGUAACACAAAGAUUAAGAAAUGUGGAUACCUCAAGAAGCAGAAGCACGGACACAAGCGCUUCUUCGUUCUGAAGGAGCCGGACGAGGGCUUCCCUGCCCGGCUGGAGUACUACGAGAGCGAGAAAAAAUGGAAAAACAAGUCAGCGGCAAAGAGGGUUAUACCUCUUGACUGCUGCCUCAAUAUCAACAAGAGAGCUGAUGCCAAACACAAACACCUUAUCGCCCUCUAUACCAAGGACGAAUAUUUUGCCGUGGCGGCAGAGAAUGAAAAAGAGCAGGAGAAUUGGUACCGAGUCUUAACGGAUUUAAUGAGCGAGGGGAAAGUGUACUCAGAUGGCUCCGCAUCCAAUUCCGCGUCCUCGCUGGUGGGGUUUGAUGAGGCGAACUACGGGAUGAUUACGCCGGUAACUGCCGCGUAUAAGGAGGUAUGGCAAGUGAACCUGAAAUCCAAAGGGCUAGGGCAGAGCCGGAAUCUGACCGGGGUGUACAGACUGUGUUUAUCCAGCCGGACUAUCAGCUUCGUAAAGCUCAACUCGGAUGUCGCGUCCGUCAGUUUACAGCUGAUGAACAUUCGGAGAUGCGGGCACUCAGAAAGCUUUUUCUUCAUCGAGGUCGGCCGGUCAGCAGCCACGGGACCAGGCGAGCUGUGGAUGCAGGCUGACGACUCAGUGGUGGCGCAAAACAUCCACGAGACUAUCUUGGAGGCCAUGAAAGCCAUGAAGGAGCUGUCAGAGUUUCGGCCGCGCAGCAAGAGCCAGUCUUCAGGCACUAACCCCAUCUCCGUGCCCACCCGGCGGCACCUCAACAACCUUCCUCCAAGCCAGACCGGGCUCCAGCGGCGGUCGCGCACUGACAGCAUGGCCACAACUUCCCCGAUUAGUAAAUUUACCUCCUGCCGGAUACGCACUGCCAGCGAGGGAGAAGGCACCAUGGCGCGCCCCAUGUCUGUGAACGGGAGUCCCCUCAGCCCCGGUAUUCAACCGAACCUAUUAGGGAGAUCAAACACCAUUACAGCCCGGCCCUGUCGGACAUUUGAAUCCUCCUCCCUCCAGCACAGUAAGUCCAUGUCCAUGCCUCUGUCCCACUCUCCACCCACAGCCACCCCCAGCCCUGUCAGCCUGUCCUCCUGCUCAGAGAGCAGCGCUCCUUGCCCCUCCAGCUGCAGUGCCUCGGUCUCCCCCAGUGAUGGGGGCUUCAUCUCCUGUGAUGAGUAUGGCUCCAGCCCUGCAGGCCUGCACCUCACCCUCCGCAGUAACACCCCAGAGUCCCUGAGGGAAGACACACCCCCCUCCCGGGAAGGCAGCAGCCUGCACGGCUACAUGGUGAUGGAGAGACAGAACCAGAACGGUUACCGCCGGUUACCAGAGCUGGACAAGGCAUACCGGAAACGCACAUACUCCCUCACCACCCCGCGCCAGCACAGGGCACCGCCCCAGGUCUCCUCUGCCUCAUUGGACGACUACACGCUCAUGAGGGCCUACACCAGUGGUGGCCAAUCGGGUCGCAGCUCUCACAUGGCUUCCCCAAAAGUGACCUAUCCCGAGGACUAUGGCGAUGUCCAGAUAGGCUCCAACGGUCACCUAGGCGACAGUGGCUACAUGCCCAUGACUCCGGGCGUGGCCCCUCAGACAGGGGGGGUCAAAGGUAAUGCUUACAUGCCCAUGAGCCCCAUGUGUGUGUCGGCCCCAAAGCAGAUCAUCAACCCCCGCUCUCACCCCUCUCCAGCUGGGAUGGGUCCCCAUACAGAUUCCCCUGGCAGUGUGUCUCUGGAGGACAGCGGCUACAUGAGGAUGUUCUGUGGGGCCAAGAUGUCUGUGGACAGCUCAGAUGAGAAACUCACCAAUGGGGAGUACCUCAACAUGUCCCCUGUGGAGGUGUCCUUCACCCCCCCAGACUACUUCCUCACAGACACUACCCCCCAGCCUCACCCUCACCACAGACAGCCUUACUCCAUCAGUUCCCUAACCCGCUCUCUCAAAGCUCAGCCCCAGAGGAACGGUGUCACAGACACGGACCAGUACGUGGUGAUGAGUCUACAGAGGCAGAGGAUAGAAGAGGAGUCCAACUACUGUCCCAUCUCACCAGUCUCCAUCGGUACGCCCCCCACCAACACCCUCUCCUCAGCCCCCUCGAUCCUCAGAGCCAGCAGGGUGACCCAGGAGGGGGGUCUGGUCCACAGGGGGAGGGUGAGUCGGCCUACCCGGCUGGCCCUGGACUCUCUGAGGACACUGCCCUGUAUGAGCGAACACCCUCUCCCCUCUGAGCCCAGGAGUCCCGGGGAGUACAUCAACAUAGACUUUGGCAACGCCACACGAUACCCGCCUGUCUCUACCAUCACUGAAAGCUCUGCUUCAUCGCUGGGCUCGGUGGACGGGCCGGCGAGGAGUUCCCCGCCACUCUCCGAAUACGUCAACAUCAACAUCAGCUCAUGCUCUUCCAAACACAGGGAUUCCCCUUCUUCAAUAGGGCGCAUGGAGCCGAGUCCUGUGCUCCUCGUGUGUCCCAGCCAGCCUCACAGAGAGGACCAGAGAGAGGAGGGGGAGGAGGAGGAGAGAGAGGAGGGGAAGGAGGAGGAGAGAGAGGAGGAGGAGGAGAGAGUCAUAGUGGAAUAUCCUCUCCAAAAGCAUGUGAGCCCUGUGUGCCCGGUUGGCGCUGUAAAAGACGACUACACUGAGAUGACCUUCAGUCCUACCAACCCCUCUGCCUCUCUCCCUGCCUCUCUGUGCCCCUCUGACUCCACCACCCCCCUGCCUACCAGCCCCUCGUCCUGCAUCCAGAGACUCACCCUGGGGGGAGAGGGCAUAGUGGUGGUCCCCCCUGUCCCUGUGGAGUCCUUCCUCCUGGGGGGUCCCUCCAUCCCCCCCGUCAACCCAGACAGGGGGGCUAAGGUGAUCCGGGCUGACCCCCAGGGUCGCAGGCGCCACAGCUCCGAGACCUUCUCCUCCACAACCACGGUAACGCCAGUGUCUCCAUCGUUUGCCCACGAUGCCAACAUGCGGCACAGCUCGGCAUCGGUGGAAAACGUGUCGCGGCUGGUCCGGAGCUCGGAGGGCUCAGACGAGGAGUAUGGGAACAGCAACAGCCCCAUGUGCCGGGAGACGUCGGCAGGCUACCAAAACGGACUCAACUAUAUUGCCUUAAACCUGAUGGAAGGGAGCCUGGGGGGCUGCAGCAGUCUGGGGGGCUGUGAGGGACUGCUGAGGUUCAAGGCAGCGUGUGGAUGCAAGGGGGGCAUGAACGGUUUCAACGCCAGCCCCUAUGCCACCAUGGGCUUCAAGGAGACUGCAACAGCAGUGAAAGACUGAAAUCUGAUGGGACCACCCCUUCUCCUAUUAUCCCUGUUUCUCUCUCUCUCUCUCUCUCUCUCUCUCUCUCUCUCUCUCUCUCUCUGUCUCUGUCUCUGUCUCUGUCUCUGUCUCUGUCUCUGUCUCUGUCUCUCCUGGCUGUGAAAGAUGGAUAACGCUGCAGCCUAGUGACGAGGUCGCCACGCCGACAGCUGGACCAUGUGCUGCAGUAGACAAACUUUAACCUCCACCAUCCCCUCCCCUAGGGGUCAACAGGGCCGCCGUCAUCACGACAAUGUGGACACUUGACCCCCUCUCCCCCAAGUCUCCUAUCUUCACUCCCCCCUCGCGGCACCCAGACAUUGAGGGGCCGUCGCUGCUGCUAUCUAGACAAAUAAAAAGAAUGUUUCUUCAAAGAUUAUCUAUGUACAUUCAAAGUUACUUCUGCAAAAUUAUAUUAUUACUAAUACUAUUAUUAUCAUUAUUAUUGUUAUUAUUAUUAUUAUUCCACUGGUUACCGUUUGGCUUUGCCUGACAGGGCCAGUUAACCUCACCUUGAACCAAACCUCAAGACAUGCGAAACACACGUUAUACAUACUUACACAUGUUUAUUUAUUUAUAUGUGUGCACUUAGUGGUGCAUGUGUGUGUGUGGAUGUGUACACUGAAUUUGUACUGAAGAGAGGUGGCAUUUUACGAAUAUAUUCAACAACGUAGUGAGUUAGCAGUUGCUUAAAACCCCUACCUCAGAGCAAACCAGGUUAGUACUUAUUUACACACCAGAAAUAUAUAUCGAGAUAUAUUUAUUUAUUUUCAGAGGUGAAUGUUUUUAUGAACACCAAUCCAAAGCCUUACUACUCCUGUCCGCAGUUUCUGACGGACGUUUAGUUUGGACCUAUAAACACACAGAAAAUCAAAGACUUAAAUCCAUUGCCAUGGAGACGGAAUGUUUGUCUGAGCAGCCGGAGAGGCAGAAAUGUCUGUCUGACCUCUUUCCCUCUGCAAUCAAAGAUUAUUGAGAUUAUUACAGUUCGUUGACAUAUAGUUACUAUAUAUUAAUAUGCCAUAGUAAUAUAUUUAUCAUUGCGUACAAAGCUGACGAGAAGAAGCUGUUCGUCAUUAUUCAACACUUUAGUUAAAGCCAGGAGAAUGGGAUCCAGGAGGAGUUUCCUGGAGUAGGACACACACAUCAUCAUAAUCAUACACACAUCCGCAUGUCCCAGUUUGACCUGGGCUGGUGGUCUGUUGUUAAUGCCUAGAACACCAUCAUUGAGACAAAGCCUUCAUAUACUUUAACAGAUUACCUAGUUCACUCACAACGACCCACCUGUGACACGUUAUUCUCACCUGAUGCCUCAGCACGGCGCCUGUGGUUAGCUGCGAUAGGCUAUUUGGCACAGAGGUGUGCUGUGAUUGGGCUGUUGGGCAGACUCAUGACUGGUUUUCAGAGAGGUUUUGACAUGCUUGAAGCCAUGGCUGCAGCUUUGGGCUGUGAGACAGUAAGUAAGGAGGAGACACAGCAGAGCUAAUGCUGCACGGUCUUGCACUUACAAACUGCCUAGAUUGUAAACACAAGACACUUGAAUGUAGUCUAUUCCAUGUUCUCCUCAUGGGGAACGUAACCACCUUGACAACGAGAAGAAAUACCACAACAAUAAUAUCUACUACAACUGCUACAGAAUAAGACAAAAGAAACAGGCAAAAACGUAAUGAACAAAAAACGGAGUAAGGACGAAGAGUGUCGCUUACUUUGUCAGUUCAUUGGUACUCAACGUUCGCCUAUAUACUGUAAAAAUGUACAAAUACAGAGAAUACAAUUGAGCGCAAGCUGAACCUUUUGUUUGAGAGAAAUUUUAAGUUAAAGAUGAUAAAUUAUGUUUGUACUGUUUAUGUGUUUGGAGUGAAUUCCCAGAAACAAUGAAAGCACUAAUUAUUAAGUUAUAUACAAGCAGCAAUGUUUGGCCUGGAUUUUAAAAUUAUUAUUACAGGAUGGUCUUGUGAAAUGAUUGCCUCUACAAGGACAUUUUCUAAUGCUGUAAUUCCGAGAAAUACUUUAAGAGAACAAAUGAUUCAUUAAUACUUGACAUACAAGUUUAUUCUUGCUACUUAGGUACAUUUCACGAAUGGCACAUGCAAUAUUUACAUUUUUAAGAAAUUUGUUUAUAGAGAGGUACCAAAUGUAUAAUAAUAUGUUAAUAAUGUUUGUUAAACCUUAAAAUAUAUUCUUUUUUUGCUCUUUGUAAUUUUUUUCUGCCAAUUGAUAUAAUGGAAAGUGUUCUGUUUGUUUUUGCUAAUAGAGCGUAUUGGUGAUUUGACCAGUGUUUUUUUGCAUUUGGAUAGCGUUCCUGUUGGGUUUUUAUUUAGUGUCUAAACAUUAGGAUGAUAUGACGACCUAGCUUAACUUGCUGUGUCUUCCAUUGUAAAUACUUCAUAUCUCAUGACUUAUUGAGAUGCUACUAAGAGAUGAUCAUUUAAACCUAGUGUAGUUGCCAUGGCUUUGGACUGUAUUGAUUCUUUAUAGACACAUGCAAUAAAGAAUAACAUUGUUUAAGAAAG
This is a messenger RNA of Salvelinus namaycush (lake trout), 6180 nucleotides long. Its product is annotated as insulin receptor substrate 2-like. The record is from RefSeq and is a predicted model, not a curated record. The transcript has 2 exons. Bases 287 to 3646 code for a protein of 1119 amino acids. Gene Ontology annotation, cellular component: plasma membrane; cytosol. Gene Ontology annotation, molecular function: insulin receptor binding; phosphatidylinositol 3-kinase binding. NCBI's taxonomy places the organism in Eukaryota, Metazoa, Chordata, Actinopteri, Salmoniformes, Salmonidae. Gene Ontology annotation, biological process: insulin receptor signaling pathway.